AUGGAACACGACCGACAACCGCGCAGCCCAUCUUCGACGGGCUUCUCGUCGGGCCUCGAGUCGGCCUACUCGCCCAGAAGCGGCACCUCGAGACACUCGCACUACUCGCUCUCGCGCACGCCGACGCCGAGCCCACCACCGCCAGGCGGCGAUGACGACGACGACGACGAUGACAACGAUACGCCGGCACAGAGGCUCACGCGCGCCGAGAUUGGCGGGUACGCUGCGCUCCUCUCUGGCCUGCGGGAGCGCGACGCGUCCGGCCUCGCCCAGCGCCUGAUAUCAGGCCUGCCGCGGUGGGCGCACCGCUCGGUCUCGCCUGAAGAAGAAGAGGACGAGUUAGUGAGCAGCAGUGCCGCGCCGUCGUCCCAGCCCGCGUCGCCGAGCACGCCGGCGCGCGUGUCCUCCGCCGCGCCGUCGGUUCUGUUCUCGCCCACGGCGUCGACGUCAGCUGCGUCAUCGGCGCAGCCGCUGGACGCGGCGACGCGCUGGCCACUACAUCCGUCCGAGCUCCCGCCGGCCCCGGCGCUCGGGGACGCGCUCGCCGACGCCGCGAGCCGGUUGGUUCACCGGGGCGCGCUGACGCUUCCCCGUCCACCGGUCGGCCCGAUCCGCACUGCAAGCAAGCGGAAACAUGUGCCCGAGCCGGCGUCGCAGGACGACCUCGGCGUCGCGCCAGAGGUCGCGCAGGUCGUCGCACAACGCGUGUCGAUGGUGCUGGAUCGCACGCUCGCGAGCCUCGCGGCCAUGCAGGGCGUCAGCCUUGCGCGCGAUCGCAAGGUCAUGCGCUGGCCUGUGGUGCUUGCUGCCGCUAGCAUGGUCGCGGACCAGCGGGUGGUGGAGAGCGCGACGGCACGCCUCAACGCCAUCUUCAAGGCGGACGAACGGGCCGACGGCGAGCUGCUGCGCCACCGGCUCGACGCGGCGCAAGACGUCCGCGCUGCGUCGCGCGCCGACGCACGCGACAUGCUCGACACGCUGUACGCCGUCCCGCCGCUCGCUGCCCGCCCCGCCAAGGGCCGCAGCCACCGCAAGCCUGAAGACGUCGCGGCCAUGACGGCCAAGCAGGAGGCACGCGAGGCCAAGCGCCAGAAGAAGAAUGAGCUCGAGGAUGCGCGCCGCGCCGCGCGCGAGGCGAGGCGCGAGGCCAAGCGCCUCAAGGAGAAGGAGAGGCUCCGAAAGUACCACGCAAAGUAG
Molecule: messenger RNA, 1197 nt
Organism: Vanrija pseudolonga
Lineage: Eukaryota; Fungi; Basidiomycota; Tremellomycetes; Trichosporonales; Trichosporonaceae
Exons: 3
Coding region: 1-1197 (398 amino acids)
Source: RefSeq, a predicted model, not a curated record